CCGCAUCAAUCAACUCGAGUUCGAGCCUCGGCCAAUGUUCGACUCAACCACUGCUCGGGCCCAAACGGCUUCGCUCGUCCAAGCCCCUUCACCCGCUUCCCCACUUGGUAUCAAACCCUCCUUGUCCGAGUGCCUUAUCGCUGGGAUCGAGGCGACGUUGCUCCUCCAGGCCCUGUUUCGCAACUCACUGCAUUCCUGCUGCCGCCCCCGAUCGCGCGGUCUUUCAUAUGUCGUUGAAAACACUGCAAAAACGUCGAUGCUCCCUAUUUCUCUUGCCGCGUCAUAUAAGUGUGACGCAUAGGCUUCGCUGACGGCAUGGUCUUCUGCUUACAAAGUACAAUCGCUACGCGUUCUCGUGUCGACCUACAGGCUGCCCAUCUCCUUCUUCCCGAUUGUCUAGGAGUGCGCCGUCACUCACGUCACGAGCUCUGAUAUUCUUGGCAGAAGCACGGUGUGUAUGCUGCCAAUAAUUGGGUGAUACUAACGUACAGAAAAGGA
Messenger RNA from Schizophyllum commune H4-8, 498 nucleotides. RefSeq lists its product as uncharacterized. NCBI's taxonomy places the organism in Eukaryota, Fungi, Basidiomycota, Agaricomycetes, Agaricales, Schizophyllaceae. The record is from RefSeq and is a predicted model, not a curated record. The transcript has a single exon. The annotation marks the transcript as partial.